GCACUUCUGCCGUCCAAGUCCCAUUCCAAUGGCUACACGUAAGAAUGAAUGUCUCGCGUAUUGCUCGUGUAGGGAUAUAAAUACAAACCCGUCGCAUUCCUUCUCUCAAUGAUGCCCCUCAUGUUCUCCUUGCUCUUGGGUGUCCUAUACGCCCUAGCGCCUACAGUCUGGGGAAAAGUUUCUCAGCGUGCCACGCUAGGAAACAAGCUCACUUCCAAUGGCACAGAAAUACCGUAUUCGAUGAAUGUCACAGAUUGUCCAGGAUACAUUCUAUGGUCGCUUCAAGAGUCUGACAUUGGUCUCACUGCGCAACUCACACUCGCUGGACCAGCAUGUAAUGCUUUUGGACUAGAUAUCUCAGACCUCACCAUCGAAGUCACUUACCAGUCACAGUCCACUUUGCACGUCAAGAUUUAUGACACUGCCAACCAACAGUUCACAAUCCCCGAGUCGGUGAUCGAACGACCUGCCGCGCCAACGACAUCUUACACGGGCAGCUCUGACCUGAUAUUCAACUACGAUGCAAUGCCUUUCGCAUUUUGGAUCACGAGACGGUCUGACCCGGACGCAAUGCCAUUGUUCGACACGAGAACUUCAUCGCUGCCAUCGACACCUAUUCCACCUUUCAAUGCAUCUGACCCAAGCACUGCAUUCGAUGGCUUUCCUCUUGUAUUCGAAGAUCAAUAUCUUCAGGUUGCUUCCGCUCUGCCGUAUGGCACCAACAUCUACGGUUUGGGUGAAGUCAUUGCCAGUAGUGGAUUUAGACGCGACAUUGGGACAGAUGGGGGCGUAGGCACUAUUCAAACGCAAUGGAGUCUCGGAGUUGCGGAUCCCAUCGAUCAAAACUUGUAUGGCUCCCACCCUAUUUAUGUCGAACACAGGUACAAUGCGACAACCGGAAAGGCGUCUGCCUCUGGGGUUCUUUUGCUUAGUGCUGCGGGUUCAGAUAUUUUCCUGCAGACACCCACGAACUCCAAGGUGUCUUUAAUCGAGUACCGUAUAAUUGGCGGCAUCCUGGACUUUUACUUCUUUUCUGGUCCCUCGGAUGCAGAAGUCAUUGCCCAGUACGGUUCAGUUAUCGGGUAUCCUAUGUGGCAGCCGGCGUGGGGCUUCGGGUUCCACCUUUGCAGAUGGGGGUACCACAAUGUCAGCGAUGACAGAGAAAACGUCGCGCAGAUGCGCGCUGCAGGUAUCCCCCUGGAAGUCCAAUGGAAUGAUAUUGACUUGUACCAUGCUGUCCGUGACUUCACUACUGACCCAGUGAGUUUCCCUGGGGAUGAAGUUCGUGAGUUCAUCCAAGAGUUGGCCGCGAAUCAUCAACAUUAUAUCCCUAUUGUUGACGCAGCUAUCGCUGUCACAAGGAAUUCAACUGACGUCUAUGAUCCAUUCACACGGGGCGUCGAAGAGGAUGUGUGGAUUAAGAAUCCAGACGGGUCUCUAUACGUUGCCGAAGUCUGGCCUGGGUAUACCGUUUUUCCGGACUGGUUCAGCGAAAACAUGCUCUCCGUAUGGACCGACAGUCUCAGAAACUGGACAGACAUGGGUGUAGAAUUCUCCGGUAUUUGGCUCGACAUGAAUGAACCAAGCACAUUCUGUAGCUACUCGUGUGGGACCGGCGCGAACUUCUCUUCCGUCGGUCCCCUGACCGAUUUCAGCUCGGUGGCUAUUGGAUAUCCUGAAUGUUACAACGAUACACUCUGGGGACCUAGCGGGAACAUGACGAUUAACGGAACCUCGACAUAUUCAUGCGCAGCAAACUCGACCACUACGACGGCGAUAGACAACUUAAACAAGCGGGGUGUCGGCGCAGGUACUGAGCAAGGUAUUGAUCUCAACAGCCCUCCAUAUGCUAUCCAUAAUGCGGCCGGAUCCCUUAACCAACACUCCCUAGCGACGAACGCAACGCACUCCGGCGGAUAUGUGGACCUUGACGUACAUAAUAUGUUCGGGCUGAUGGAGGAAAAGGCGACGAAUCUUGCUAUUCAAUCGAUCCUGCCCGGAAAGCGUCCAUUCCUGAUCAGCAGAUCAACCUUCCCCUCUGCUGGAAAAUGGACCGGUCAUUGGCUUGGCGACAAUUACAGCAAGUGGCAGUACAUGUACCUCAGCAUUCAGGGCGUUCUACAAUUCCAGAUCUACCAAAUUCCGAUGGUUGGCGCUGAUACUUGUGGAUUCAACGAUAACGCCGACGAGGAAUUGUGCAAUCGUUGGAUGCAACUCUCGGCAUUCGUUCCCUUCUAUAGGAACCACAACGCCAUCGGUGCUCUCUCUCAAGAGCCUUACCGCUGGGCAAGUGUAGCCAAUGCAUCCCGCAUCGCCAUCGCUGUUAGAUACGCGCUACUGCCGUACUGGUAUACACUCUUUGCCAACGCCUCCAUGGCUGGUCUUCCGCCUGUCAAGGCGUUGUUUUACGAGUUCCCUGACGAGCCUGAACUGUUCACAGUAGAUAGGCAAUGGCUCAUUGGAAGCGACAUUCUCGUGACUCCAGUCUUGACUCCUGGAGCUACGACCGUCGAGGGUAUCUUCCCCGGUCGCGGUAGCGUAAUUUGGCGCGACUGGUAUACACACGCCGUCGUCAAUGCAACGUCUGGAGGAAACACGACGCUAGACGCUCCCAUCAGCCACAUCAACGUCCAUAUUCGCGACAACUCUGCUCUAUUGUUGCACCAGGAGCCCGGGUACACGAUCUACGAGACUCGCGAAGGUCCCUAUUCGCUCCUUGUGUCCCUCAACGCAGCAGGCACGGCCUUCGGUACUGCAUAUGUGGACGAUGGAAUCAGCUUCCCGCCUGGACCGAGUCGGAGUCUCACUUUCCAGGCUGCUGAUGGCACACUCAAGAUUGAGAGCAAGGGUGAAUAUGCGAUUCUGCAGAAGUUGGAGACGAUCACUGUGCUGGGGGUGCAGAAACCUACCCAGGUGAAGUUCCAGGGAUCGCCGGCUGAAGGGUGGACUUAUAAGGAGGCCACUGAAGAGCUGGUGGUGUCGAAUGCGUCUGUCGACCUUAAUGAACAGUUGACUUUGGCGUGGAGGUAAUUUUCUACCAUGUUUUUUUAACCAUUGGAUAGAUCGCGCAGUGCGUGAUUGUAAACACUUACCGUCGUUUUUGGAACCACCAAAAUUGGAGCAUAAUACGCAUACUUGCAGCUGCUUCAGCAUGAAGACCUCUAUCAUAAUACAAGGGACAGAACUUCGGAUCCACAAAUAUCAGAUUCGACCUGCCCAGAGUAACGUGAUGGAUCGCCUGCGGACAAGUGCAAGUCAGAUCAUGUGCGGCGUGCGCAAUCACCACCGGGAAGUGUUGAAAACGUUCAACGCAUGCCGGCUUUACCUUACUGCAUGCUGUGGAGCUCGAAGAUACGGUCCACAACACGGUUUUCUUGUCAGUUAUGAGAGUUCGUCGAUAUACAGCAUUCCGAGUGUAUUGGUACGAAAGCGCUAGAAA
This is a messenger RNA of Suillus clintonianus, 3439 nucleotides long. RefSeq names its product glycoside hydrolase family 31 protein. The coding region runs from base 109 to 3030 and encodes 973 amino acids. Gene Ontology annotation, biological process: carbohydrate metabolic process. Gene Ontology annotation, molecular function: carbohydrate binding; hydrolase activity, hydrolyzing O-glycosyl compounds. The record is from RefSeq and is a predicted model, not a curated record. NCBI's taxonomy places the organism in Eukaryota, Fungi, Basidiomycota, Agaricomycetes, Boletales, Suillaceae. The transcript has 20 exons.